Haemonchus placei is the source of this 411-nucleotide messenger RNA. Lineage: Eukaryota; Metazoa; Nematoda; Chromadorea; Rhabditida; Trichostrongylidae. The record is from the annotation of a GenBank genome assembly.
AUGGGUAUUCCUAACCUUCUGCCAUUUGUAAAGAAUGCAUGUCGGCAGGGGAAUGUGGCAGAAUUUUCGGGUUGUUCCGUUGCUGUCGACGUUAGUUGUUUGUUGCAUCGAGGUCUUUUCGGUUGUGCGGAAAGUAUAGCUCAAGGGAAGAAAACAAAUUUCUAUAUCUACUAUGUGGAGAAGCACAUUAAAGCUUUGCUGAAUAUUGGUUGUCAUGUUAUCAUGGUGUUUGAUGGUCGUCCCCUUCCUGCUAAGAAGGAUACAAACAAUGGAAGAAGACAACGACGUGAAGAUAAUGUCAAAGCUGGUGAACUACUUCUUGCAGAAGGAAAAGUCAAUGAGGCGAUGGACAAAUUCAAACGAGCCACUUCGAUCACUACCGAAGUCGUGGAGAGUACCAUCGAGGUUUGA